UGUUAAAUAAGAAACAAAUAUAAAACCAAAAACACAAGAAAGCAACCAGAGCCCCAUCAUACGAAAAGCUGUUGAGUCGAAUCGAAUUCUAGUCGCCGGAAAACUCCACCGGCAUUGUUCGUCAGCGGCAAGAAACACCGAGAAACUCGUACAGUUUACACAAAUGGAUUCAUCACAAAGUCCACCAUCUGAUGGAGGAAAUGGGAUGCCGCCGACCUCUCAAACUAACGAAACUGCAGCUUCUAUGCAAAACCUGAACCAGAUCACUGAGUCCAUUGAGAAAACCUUGGCCCUUAUUCAUCAACUCACCCUUGAACUCUCUAACUCCGAUGAUGCUAUGCAAAUGCCACUCCUCCAACGCAUCAAUGAUCUUGUUGCAGAGCUUGAUAACAUGGUGAAAUUGGCAGAAAACUGCAACAUUCAGGUUCCUAUGGAGGUUGUAGAAUUAAUUGAUGAUGGAAAGAAUCCCGACUUGUUUACGAGAGAUGUUAUAAACAACCUCAUUGCUAGGAAUCAGAUCACAAAGGGAAAAACUGAUGCUUUUCAGAAUUUUCGCAAUGAUCUAUUAGAGGAAUUGGAGAAACACUACCCUGAUGAGGUUGAAACAUUUAGAGAGAGUCGUGCUGCGUCUGCGUUUGCCGCGUCUACGUCUGCUGCGUCUACUUCUGCUGCAAAUUUUCGCAACGAUCUAUUCGAGGAAUUGGAGAAAAACCUUCCUGAUGUGGUUGAAACAUUUAGAGAGAGUCAUGCCGCGCCUGCUGCGUCUGUGCCUGCAUCUGCUGUGCCUGAGUCCGUUGCAUCUGCGUCCGCUGUGCCUGCGUCCGUUGCAUCUGCGUCCGCUGUGCCUGCGUCCGUUGCAUCUGCGUCCGCUGUGCCUGCGUCCGUUGCAUCUGCGUCCGCUGUGCCUGCAUCUGCUUCUGUUGCAAAUUUUCGCAACGAUCUAUUUGAGGAAUUGGAGAAAAACCUUCCUGAUGUGGUUGAAACAUUUAGAGAGAGUCGUGUUGCACCUGCUGCGUCUGCGCCUACAUCUGUUGUGCCUGCGUCUGCGCCUACAUCUGUUGUGCCUGCAUCUGUUGCGUCUGUGUCCGCUGUGCCUGCAUCUGCUUCUGCUGCAUUUACACAAAUGGAUUCAUCACAAAAUCCACCAUCUGAUGGAGGAAAUGGAAUGCCGCCAAUCUCUCAAACUAACGAAACUGCAGCUUCUAUGCAAAACCUGAACCAGAUCAAUGAGUCCAUUGAGAAAACCUUGGCCCUUAUUCAUCAACUCACCCUUGAACUCUCUAACUCCGAUGAUGCUAUACAAAUGCCACUCCUCCAACGCAUCAAUGAUCUUGUUGCAGAGCUUGAUAACAUGAAGAAAUUGGCAGAAAACUGCAACAUUCAGGUUCCUAUGGAGGUUGUAGAAUUAAUUGAUGAUGGAAAGAAUCCCGACUUGUUUACGAGAGAUGUUAUAAACAACCUCAUUGCUAGGAAUCAGAUCACAAAGGGAAAAACUGAUGCUUUUCAGAAUUUUCGCAAUGAUCUAUUAGAGGAAUUGGAGAAACACUACCCUGAUGAGGUUGAAACAUUUAGAGAGAGUCGUGCUGCGUCUGCGUUUGCCGCGUCUACGUCUGCUGCGUCUACUUCUGCUGCAAAUUUUCGCAACGAUCUAUUCGAGGAAUUCGAGAAAACCCUUCCUGAUGUGGUUGAAACAUUUAGAGAGAGUCAUGCUGCGCCUGCUGCGUCUGUGCCUGCAUCUGCUGUGCCUGCUGCGUCUGUGCCUGCAUCUGCUGUGCCUGAGUCCGCUGUGCCUGCUGCGUCUGUGCCUGCAUCUGUUGUGCCUGCGUCCGCUGCGUCUGUGUCCGCUGUGCCUGCAUCUGCUUCUGUUGCAAAUUUUCGCAACGAUCUAUUUGAGGAAUUGGAGAAAAACCUUCCUGAUGUGGUUGAAACAUUUAGAGAGAGUCGUGAUGUGCCUGCUGCGUCUGCGCCCACAUCUGCUGUGCCUGCGUCUGUUGCGUCUGCGUCCGUUGCGUCUGUGUCCGCUGUGCCUGCAUCCGCUUCUGCUGCGGAGUUGAAACGGCUCGGGCACAAAGUGUAUUUCCAAAUGGAGAUGUUAGUCUUAAAGGAGUUUGUUGUCUUCGCUUUUAAUUUUAUUGUUAUUAUAAUUUAUAGUCUAGGAUUUAAGAUCUUUUUCUUUUUUUCACAUUUGUUUGUAACUUUGUACAAUGAAUUUCAUCACCGAUUAUUAAUUCUGGCUAUAUCUCUACUUUUUUUGGGUUACUUUUUUCUUGGAUGUAAUGUCAUUGUUAUUCUCCAAUCAUUAAAACUGAACCGAAUUGGUUGAAUUAGAAUUUCGAAC
This is a messenger RNA of Vicia villosa (hairy vetch), 2338 nucleotides long. RefSeq lists its product as uncharacterized. The transcript has 14 exons. The coding region runs from base 164 to 2323 and encodes 719 amino acids. The record is from RefSeq and is a predicted model, not a curated record. Gene Ontology annotation, molecular function: transcription coregulator activity. Gene Ontology annotation, biological process: positive regulation of transcription by RNA polymerase II. Lineage: Eukaryota; Viridiplantae; Streptophyta; Magnoliopsida; Fabales; Fabaceae. Gene Ontology annotation, cellular component: chromatin; mediator complex.